AUGCAGGACGCCAAGCAUAUUUCAUCGCUUGUUGCCAGUGGACGUCGUCUUAGCCUCCAUGAUGGUGUUCCAUUGGAUGAUCCUUCUGAGUACCGAAGUGUCGUUGGUGCCUUGCAAUAUCUCACUCUCACACGCCCUGAUAUUGCCUUUGCUGUGAACCACGUCUGCCAAUUUAUGCACCAACCUACCUCUGCUCAUUGGGUUGUUGUCAAACGUAUUCUUCGCUAUCUUAAUCGUACUUCCACUCAUGGCUUGUUCUAUAAACCUGGUUCCCUGUCUUUAAUGGCUUAUUCUGAUGCGGACUAUGCCGGUUAUCCUGAUGAUCGUCGCUCCACGAGUGGCUACUGUUUGUAUCUUGGGUCUAAUUUAAUUUCAUGGAGUUCUAAAAAGCAAGGAGGUGUUUCUCGCUCCAGCACCGAAGCCGAGUACCACCAACUUGCUUAUACUGCUGCUGCGAUUUCUUGGUUCCGUGCACUGUUUCGUGAUCUGCAGCUUUCUCUUUCCUAUCCUAAACUUUGGUGUGACAACAUUAGCGCCAUCUCCUUGGCUUCCAAUCCUGUCUUCCAUGCGCGUACUCGUCAUGUUGAAGUCAAUUAUCAUUAUGUUCGUGAGAAAGUUGUGCGGCAGUAG
Molecule: messenger RNA, 630 nt
Organism: Prunus avium (sweet cherry)
Lineage: Eukaryota; Viridiplantae; Streptophyta; Magnoliopsida; Rosales; Rosaceae
Source: RefSeq, a predicted model, not a curated record